This is a messenger RNA of Boleophthalmus pectinirostris (great blue-spotted mudskipper), 1737 nucleotides long. RefSeq names its product hematopoietic cell-specific Lyn substrate 1 (gene hcls1). Gene Ontology annotation, cellular component: site of polarized growth; cortical actin cytoskeleton; actin filament. The transcript has 16 exons. Gene Ontology annotation, molecular function: actin filament binding. Bases 124 to 1671 code for a protein of 515 amino acids. The record is from RefSeq and is a predicted model, not a curated record. Lineage: Eukaryota; Metazoa; Chordata; Actinopteri; Gobiiformes; Gobiidae. Gene Ontology annotation, biological process: regulation of actin filament polymerization.
AACUACUUUGUGCGUAACGUGUCACUCUGCGUGCCACACACACCGCCCAUCACAAACUGUCAAAUAUUUUUUUGCCAAGUGACUGAUCUCAGACAUCGCCUGGCUUGCUGACAAUUUAAAGAAAUGUGGAAAUCAGUUGUAGGCCAUAACGUGAGUGCAAAGGAGAGCACAGGGGAUGGAGAUGAUUGGGAGACAGACCCUGACUUCGAGAAUGACAUUACAGAGCAGGAGCAGAGAUGGGGAGCAAAGACAAUCGAAGGUUCGGGGCGUAAAGAGCAUAUAAGUGUGGCAGACCUCAGACAGAAAGUGGUGGUGGAGCAUGAGCGGGUGAAACAGAAAGAACACAUUCCCAAAGCCUCAUACGGUUAUGGAGGCAAAUUUGGGGUGGAAAAAGAUCGAAUGGACAAGGUGGCUCUGGGGCAUGACUACGUGGCAGAGGUGCAGCAGCAUUCCUCACAGAAAGACGCAUCACAAGGAUUUGGUGGGAAAUUUGGAGUUCAGAAGGACCGUGUUGAUGAGUCAGCUUUGGGCUUUGAAUACAAAGGAGAUGUGCAACAGCAUGCAUCCCAGAAAGAUUAUUCAAAGGGUUUCGGGGGAAAGUAUGGAGUAGAAAAAGACAAAGUGGAUAAAGCUGCUCUGGGAUAUGACUAUAAGGGCGAGACAGAGAAACAUCAGUCACAAAAAGAUUAUUCUAAAGGCUUUGGGGGAAAAUUUGGUGUGGAGAAGGAAAAAGUGGAUAAAGCUGCCCUUGGAUAUGACUACAAAGCAAACACAGAGAAGCAUCAGUCACAAAAAGAUUAUUCAAAGGGGUUUGGAGGAAAGUUUGGAGUAGAGAAGGAAAAAGUAGACAAAUCAGCUUUGGGGUUUGAUUAUAAGGCUGAAACAGAAAAGCAUCAGUCACAAAAAGAUUAUUCGGCAGGAUUUGGAGGUCGAUAUGGAGUACAAGCAGAUCGUAUGGACAAAAGCGCAACUGGCUACUCGGAUAUUGACUCUCCUACUUCUGCAUAUGAAAAAACAGUGCCAGUGGAAACAUCGAGUGUCGGUGCGGGUAAACUUAAGGCACGUUUUGAGAGCAUGGCCAAAGCAUCCGAUGAAGAAAACCGAAAGAAAGCAGAGGAAGAACGAGCAAGGAGGCAAGCCCGAGAAACUAGAGAGAGAGAGGAGGCUAAAGAGCAUCCACCGGAAAUAAGCAGAGAGGAGAAAUCUCUUCCUCCACAAGCCUCAGCUAUGUAUGCCAAAGCUGUCCCUGAAGACCACCACACCCACAGCACAGAGAUACAGGAAGAGCCAGAGGAGGAGCCACUUUACGAACAGCCUCCAGCGAUUCCUCCACAUGAAGAGGAUAUACUAGAUGAGAAUGCUCCUUCGGUUCCUCUGAGGUCAGCAGAAGUGGAUGAAGUAGAGGAGGAUGAUGGGGAGUACGAGAACCUAUCAGAGCCGCAGCCACCUUCCUCUCAACUCACAGAGGGCGACAAUGAUUAUGAAGACCUGUCAUAUGGCUUGCAAGCAAAAGCCAUUUAUGAUUAUCAAGGAGAGGCUGAUGAUGAGAUCUCCUUCAACCCAGAGGACAUUAUCACCAAUGUGGAGAUGAUCGAUGAAGGCUGGUGGAAAGGACACUGUCAUGGGCGCAUUGGUCUGUUCCCAGCUGCUUAUGUGGAAUUAAUACAGUGAUGAUAAACUUGCAGUUUUGCACUGAAUAUUUUGAAUAAACAAUGAUACUACUUGAUAAUAAAGCCA